Messenger RNA from Prorocentrum cordatum, 197 nucleotides. The record is from the annotation of a GenBank genome assembly. Lineage: Eukaryota; Dinophyceae; Prorocentrales; Prorocentraceae.
GAGCGAUGGCUCGCGGAGCCUGCGCGGUCCCGCGCGCUUCUUCUACGACAAGGGCACGUUCACGGGCACCGCGCGCUUCGUGGGCAGGCCGGGCGCGGGGGAGGCCGCGAGCGACGCCGUCUGCCGCUGGAGGGGCGACCUGCGGGGCUCCUCGAGCACGCCCAACGCCAGAGGCAGCGCGAGAUGUUCCAGCACCG